Molecule: messenger RNA, 5142 nt
Organism: Hemibagrus wyckioides
Lineage: Eukaryota; Metazoa; Chordata; Actinopteri; Siluriformes; Bagridae
Gene: pip4k2ab
Product: phosphatidylinositol-5-phosphate 4-kinase, type II, alpha b
Exons: 11
Coding region: 834-2162 (442 amino acids)
Biological process (GO): phosphatidylinositol metabolic process
Molecular function (GO): phosphatidylinositol kinase activity
Source: RefSeq, a predicted model, not a curated record
UACAUCAGUAACCCAAUACCGCGGCGUGAACUGUAAGACUAACCGGAAGCCAAAGAGGGUUGCGGGACUGAUGCGCUGCGCCUUCAUCCAGCUGCAGCGUCCCAAAGCGCAGGGCACCGGCGAUGGCGGAGAUGCGGUUUCCCCGCUUCACGACACCGGGCUACUUCGGUUUAUUCCUCGGAACCAUUCUGACGCCGCGUGCGCACGAGAGCGACCGUUAAAAUUCAAAUCGUGGACCACCGAGCUGACGUUUGCACGCUAACGGUCCCCGACUAACCUCUGCAUUAUCCCGAGGAAGGGUUAAACGUGUGGGUGUUUUGUCCCAAUUUAGGAUCUUUUUUGUUCUUCAAUUUGGAAAAGGACUCCUUUUUUGGGGGGGGGAUUCUUUAGGCGUAUUAAUUUUAAAUGGGUGAAAACGGGACCGUGUUUAAGCUUUUAAGGGGAUUUUUUACGGUAGUGAAGAAGUGCUCGUGCUCAUCAUAUUCAGCCUUGGUAGUAACGCUGUAGUAUAACCUUCACGUUCCCUUCAAUGACAGCUAGUACAGCCGGCUCGGUGUGUUAAUCGAUAUUAUCACAAUUUCGUUAUUGAUUUAUUAAGUCGAAUUUGACGGAGGGAUGAGAGAGAAAAUACAGGCGGAAAGGACGAAUUAUAGGUACUUGUUAACAUCCGGUGGGACGCGUUUGACUCUCAGAAGCAGCUUCAGGUGUCGAGGGUUUGACAGUUGGUCAGUUUAGUACAGACCCAUCCAUCCAUCCAUCCAUCCAUCCUUUCAGCCAGUCUUUUAUCUCUCGUCCAGUUUCCUUGCCUGCUUGCUGAAAUAAAACAAAAAAACAUGGCCUCUGGAGCUACCAGCCUCGUCUCCUCCAUCGCCAGCAAAACCAAAACGAAGAAAAAACACUUCAUGCCGCAGAAGAAGAAGCUUUUCCGCUCCAGUGAUCCUCUUCUCAGCGUGUUGAUGUGGGGGGUCAACCACUCGAUAAAUAACCUCAGUCACAUCCAGAUCCCUGUCAUGCUGAUGCCUGAUGAUUUCAAAGCCAACUCCAAAAUCAAAGUGGACAAUCACCUCUUCAACAAAGAGAAUAUGCCAAGCCAUUUCAAGUUUAAAGAGUACUGCCCUCUUGUCUUCCGCAAUCUGAGGGAGAGGUUUUCCAUCGACGAUCAGGAGUAUCAGAACUCUCUGACACGGAGCGCGCCGAUACCGAGCGACGCCCAGGGACGCAGCGGCGCACGCUUUCACACCUCUUACAACAAGAAGUACGUCAUCAAGAUUAUCACCAGUGAAGAUGUGGCUGAGAUGCACAACAUCCUGAAGAAGUAUCAUCAGUAUAUAGUGGAGUGCCAUGGCAACACGCUCCUGCCUCAGUUCCUGGGCAUGUACCGCCUCACGGUGGACGGAGACGAGACAUACAUGAUCGUCACGCGCAACGUGUUCAGUCCCCGUCUACCUGUGCACAAAAAAUACGACCUGAAAGGGUCCACAGUGUCCAGAGAGGCUAGCGACAAAGAAAAGCCACGCCCACCUGAAGAUGGAGCUCCAGCCAAAUCUCGCAUGAGCCAAAAGCUCCAAACUAUUCGGAUCGCUACACGCUUUUACUGCGCCAUCAGACACACUAAGGAGCUCCCAACGUACAAAGACAACGACUUCAUCAACGAUGGACAGAAGAUCUAUAUAGAUGAUGAGAACAAGAAGAUGUUCCUGGAGAAGCUAAAGAACGAUGUGGAGUUUCUAGCCCAGCUGAAGCUAAUGGACUACAGCCUGCUUGUUGGACUCCACGAUGUGGAGCGUGGAGAGCAGGAACAGCCGGAGGAGGAGAUCGAAGAGAACGAAGGAGGAGAGGAGGAGGGAGCCGAGAGCGAUGGAGGAGUGACCGGGUCACCACCCGAGAGUCCCAGCAACACACUCGACAGCAACAAGCCACUGGGGCCGGGAGAGUUCGAUCCCAGCGUGGACGUCUACGCCAUACGCAGUCACGAGAAUGCCCCAAAAAGAGAGGUGUACUUCAUGGCAGUAAUCGACAUCCUAACGCCAUACGACGCUAAGAAGAAAGCAGCACAUGCGGCUAAGACAGUGAAGCACGGGGCUGGAGCCGAAAUCUCCACGGUUAAUCCGGAGCAAUAUUCCAAAAGGUUGUACGACUUCAUCACCACCAUUCUGUCCUAACCGUUGCCUGAGGUCAGUAUCAAGACCCUGAGUUCAGGCCUCCAACCUACAGAAAGGCUUUUAAUGGGAUCCGUGAACAUUUACUAGAGCUGUCUGUUUACAGUUGUUUUUUGUUUUUUUUUGUUUAUUUUUUAAAUGAAUACUUUAAUAAAUAGGUUUAUGGCUGUGGAUGGACAAACAUAUAGCUGUGCGUUAUACUGUGCUGUAUAUCUGUAUUAGAUAUCGUUGAUUGGGAUGUUGAGUGAUGUCAUUGUGUGUUCAUGUGGAAACCUCAAAGCUGCUUUUUACUCUUAUUCCGUCUUUGUUUACUGCAAGAAGACAAGGCCACUUUUCUAAGCCUGGGGAAGGCAUUGUUUUAGACCAAGGCUGCUUUUACACUUUAGUCGCCCUGUAACCAUGACAACGCUCCUAACUAGUGUCCUCUAUCUUGCUCGCUGGAUUAGAUUUAUUAUUCUUCGCAAUGCAGAUGACACGAAAACUCUGCGAUGAGGAGGUUGUUUGCCUUCGCUGUAGCUAUGGAGGCAAAAAAACAAGAGAUAAAUUGAGGCGUGUCAUCACGUACUGCUGGACAUCACAAAAGUGGACACUGAUGUUGUUUUUUUACACUGCGACGUUUGGCAGAGAAACAUUUGCUAGUCAGCAUGUCGUAAAUCUCCUGAUAUUCACUCCGCAACCGUGUCCCGUAGGCUUACAUGCGAAAUGUUGCACGACGAGUGUGAAAGCAGCCUGACGAGGGUUUUCAGUCAGGGAUCUCACACUGACAGCACAAAUGAUUACCUGUCGCUGCAAACGCUGGUCCUUAGUAUCUACAGAUUGAUCUAACUGCAUUUGAAAUUAUAAAUCCAUUCUGGAUUGUUUUUAAUCUUCCCCUAAGCACUUGUGCCCUUUCCCUUUAGACAGAGAAAUAAUGAGAUUUUGUAGUCUAUUUAGAUUCACAGCCGGCAGCAGAGUUUAUUCUAGAGAAGCUUAUAAGUAGAAGACCUAUAAAAGUCGUUUGCACGUGAUCUACAGCGGGGGUUCGGAGUACGAUCCAGCCACACAGUCAAUCUUAAACCUCUUACUCGGUCAGAUCAGGAGGAGAAGACUCGACGGCUGGAUUCCAGAACCGCUGAUCUACUGCACCAAAAUAUUUAUGCAAGUCAUGCCAAUUUUACCACUGACACGAGGGUUAUGCAAUAGUAGUGAGACUGUAGUGAGAUCUUAGAGGGAAACUCCACCCUGAAGGAUAAGAUGAAUAGGUUUAUUCUGAAAUAUUUGUGACGUGUUUAGCGAUUCUGGGGCUAAUUAGUUAGCCGAUGCCUUCAGAGAUAGCUCUUGAAUACAGAGUUGCCAAAACAAAUACAUUAUUCUUCCAACAUCAUAUAUAUAUAUAUAUAUAUAUAUAUAGAGGAAGCAAAGACUUUACCGCAGACUAAAAAAGUCCCAGCAGAAACCAGGCUCAGCUAAUCGGCGAGCUGUGAGAUGACGAGGCGACGGCAGUACUGGUGAAAGGUCUGGACAGGCUAAAGGAUUAAAGUGUCGCCGCAUUGCUGUCUAUAGAGGGCUGAAUCACACUGGACAGCUUUCAGCACAGCAUUGUGGGUAAUGUAGGAAACUAUACAACAUAAAUGUUGAGAAUAAAUCCAGAUGUGCAGAUUAAUAUGCAACGUAUUCAGGGUGGAUUUUUCCUUGAAGCUGUGUUUCAAUUUAGAUUGAAUUAGAUUAUAGAAGGAAUAGAGAUUAUUAUUAUUAUUAUUAUUAUUAUUAUUAUUAUUAUUAUUAGCACAUUCUAAUGUUUUUAUUCUUGGAGAAAGUUUUGUGUCCCUUUUUCUUCUUCUUCUUCUUUUUUUUUUUGCAGCAAUGCAUUUGUGCAGGUUUAAAAUGGACCGUUCUUCCACUAGGAAUGUUCUUAUAAUCGUUGUUUUUUGCUUAACUUUUCAGCUAACUAAGCUAAACCCAGGAGAAUGAUUCUUAUGAUUCUUACAGCUCUGCGUCUUGCCGUCUGUGUGUUUUUCUCUCUCCUCUCAAGCCUGUAACUCUGAACGUUAGUAUUAUAUAACCAUGUAGUUCUAGCUGUAUGUUUUCUUUCCUCCAGAAUAUCGUCCUGGCACUCAGACCAUCUGCCCGUAUAUCUCGCCAUCAUCGAUUUACACUGUGCAAGAGUGUGCCUUUUUUUAACUCGGGAUCAUUUAAUUUUGUAUCGUCCGUCCGUUCGUUCGUUCGUUCGUUUGUUUUUAAAGAGAAGUUUGCAGACGUCCUUUUCUACAACGGGACAGGUGAUCAGGGCGAAUCCUGCGGCGCUUUUGCUCUUCCCGUGACGUGUAAAUAUAUUAGUAUAAGAUAUCUAAUGACUGAACGUCGCUCCGGACGACUCCAGAGUUAAUCCAGCAGUUGUGUCUCAGUGUUUGAUAUAUUUGAAGUGCGAUGUUUCUUGUGCAGCUUUUGAAAGAGAUUUUUCGAAAAAGGUAUUCACAGUACAGUGCUGGUCUUGUGUAUUAAUGUCAGUGGAUCUGAUUUCCUAGCUACAAACGAAAGACUAUAAGCCAUGCCGUGUGAAUUUUUAAGGCAGAACUUUUUAACCCUGAAAGUUACAGACCUCUGCGUGGACCGUACUCCGUUUGCCUGAUGUCUGUUCAUGACAUUUCAGCCUCACACACACACACACACACACACACACACUACUGUACAAAGAUAUAUCUCUUCCCCCUCAUGUGUUUUUCCAAUGCAAAAACCUCUCCUGAAAAUGACCAGUUGCACUUUGUGUCGUAACGAGUGUCAAAGGAAAGAUAUGGAAAUGCUUCCAGUGUGGAUGAAGAAAGGAGAAAAGGACAAAACCCUUUAAGAGAACGCUGUGAAAGACACACGCUACGACACGACCAGCCGUCUGCCUGCUCGUCAUCGCUGUCGUUAAUCCUGUCAUGACUGUGUGCAGUUUUUUUCCCAUGUAUGUGUUCAGACACUCGAACAUCAGCAUCGCUUAAUAAAAUGAUGCUUUACUCAA